UCACCCCCGCCCCCCGACUGCGGCGCAGGCGCCAACACAACCCGCUUCUGCUCUGCUUGUGCUCGCGCUCGGCAGAGACCGCGGACCAAGAGGGACCCAGGAUGCCGAGCUGUGACCGUCCCUGUGGCUGCAGCCGAGGCCCUAACGUGGAAGACGGCAAAUGGUAUGGGGUCCGCUCCUAUCUACACCUCUUCUACGAGGACUGUGCAGGUACCACCCUCAGCGAUGAUCCUGAGGGGCCGCCCGUACUGUGCCCUCACCAGUCUUGGCCCACACUGUGCUGGAAGAUCAGCUUAUCCUCUGGUGCCCUGCUUCUGCUGCUGGGUAUGGCGGCCCUGAUCACUGGCUACGCAGUGCCCCCCAAGUUGGAGGGCAUCGGAGAAGGCGAGUUCCUGGUGUUGGAUCAGCGGGCGGCCGACUACAACCAGGCCCUGGUCACCUGCCGCCUGGCAGGCACAGUGCUCUGCGGGGCAGCUGGGACCCUGCUGGCCAUCUGCCUGAUCUGGGCCAUGACUGGUUGGCUGGGCCAGGACGCCAAGGCGGAACCCUUGGACACUGAAGUCGACGGCCACGUGGAGGUCUUCGGGGAUGAGCUGGAGCAGCAGCUGUCCCCCAUCUUCCGUGAUGCCAGUGGCCAGUCUUGGUUCCCGCCACCCACCAGCCACUUUGGGCAAUCCUCUGUGCAGACCAUCCAGCCCAAGCGGGACUUUUGAGUUGCCCAUGCAGCCAGAGGAGGAGCCAGACCUGGGGUCUAGAGGCUUCCUCCUCUCCACCACAGCCCACCUUCCCACCAUAUCCCUAACUUAUCCCUUUCAGUGGGGUCCCUUCCAUGGAAGCCCCUAGAAGGCCCAACCCCAAGUCAGAAAGUCUGGACCUCACAUCUCUGUGUCCCUUCCCAGGGGUGGGGCCCUAACUCAUCCAAGAUGCCAGCCUUCCCUGAGUCCCCACAAAACUGCCCACCCAUCCCUCCUCUACAAGGCCAUUCAGAAACAGAAAACAUCUCUCUCACCCUAUCCACACUCUUUCCUCUAUAUGACCUUGGGCAAGUCCCUCACCCGUUCAGACCAUUGGUUCCUGCCUCUGUACUAUGAACGAUGUGGACCAGAUUCUAGAGUUCCAUGACUUUCUUUUUCUCCCCAGGAUAUAAGUAUUACCUGCCAUAGGCAAAGAUGGGGGAGGGGUAGUAGGGUCCUUCUUCCGCACUGACCCCUCGCUCUGUCAGCUGCACCAGGAUGCCUUGGGAUGAGUCAAAGAUUCUCACUAGGACCAGGAUGGUGUGAAAGUAUUGACCCCCUACAAUAUGCUUUCUAUGCAUCUUGCUGUCAGAGCCCCUGAGUCCACCCCAUCCUGGGCUAGUCCCAGUUUACAGAUAAGGUGGUUGAGAGAGGCUGGCAGUCCGCCUGCCUGAGUUUGCAGGAACUUGGACCCAUGUCUCUAGACUCUAGAUUUUGUUGUACGGCUGGAGCGGGAUGCCACACCUUCCUGGCCUUCAGGGGACCCUGCAGGGAUGGCACAGGUUUGGCCCAGAGAGACUUGCUGUUGUUGUUCAGUCAUUCAGUCGUGUCCAACUCUGCAACUCCACGGACUGCAGCACGCCAGGCUUCCCUGUCCUUCAUCAUCUCCCAGAGCUGGCUCAAACUCAUGUCCAUUGAGUCAGUGAUGCCAUCCAACCAUCUCAUCCUCUGUCAUCCCCUUCUCCUCCUGCCUUCAGUCUUUCCCAACAUCAGACUCUAGUCUCCCAGAGAGACUGGCUGAUGCCUAAUGGUCCCAGGUGGCUCAGAAGACACUUUGGACAUGCAUUUAAAUGGUCUCUAAGAGCUAGAAGACAGGAGAACUGGAAUGUCUUUGCCCCUCAGAGCCCACCCACCUAGAAACACAGCAACAAAUGUGCCUGGUCCAUCUCCCCAGCCAGAUGCAGCAUCUCUGUUCCCAACCACUAGGGGGAGCUCCAGGACAGCUGGAGAAAAAGGCCCAAGGAUCAUGCCUCUACCAUCUCCCCUCAGUCUCACCGAGUGGGGGUAUGGGAGGGUAGGGGGAUUUGGGGCAGGCCAUCCUGGGAGGGUCCUCAGUCCUCCUCCAGCAGGCAGGCUCUACUGCUUCUCCCCAUAUUUCACCCUCCCGGCUACCCCCCAACCCCGCCCCGCCCCGCC
This is a messenger RNA of Bubalus bubalis (water buffalo), 2150 nucleotides long. RefSeq names its product neurensin 2 (gene NRSN2). Gene Ontology annotation, biological process: nervous system development. The record is from RefSeq and is a predicted model, not a curated record. The transcript has 3 exons. Bases 102 to 713 code for a protein of 203 amino acids. Gene Ontology annotation, cellular component: neuronal cell body; transport vesicle; neuron projection. Lineage: Eukaryota; Metazoa; Chordata; Mammalia; Artiodactyla; Bovidae.